This is a messenger RNA of Gryllus bimaculatus (two-spotted cricket), 7070 nucleotides long. The record is from the annotation of a GenBank genome assembly. NCBI's taxonomy places the organism in Eukaryota, Metazoa, Arthropoda, Insecta, Orthoptera, Gryllidae.
GAUGACUAACCUCUAUGCCUUGACAACUGCGUGACGUAUUGCUGUGAACUUAAUUGCAUGUUUUUAUUUUGAUUGCAGACGCAUCCCAGUCUCACACGUUAAUUAAAAUUGCAUUAUAGUGUGUCAUGAAUGGAGCGGAUUUGUUAUUGUAUGUGGUAAACAUUUAUCACUUGUGAAUGAGUUAUCAUUAUAUUCGAUAUUAAUGGAAUUGUAUUACAUGAACACAAAUGUCCCGGGGAAAACUAAGAAGUGUCACCGACGUUUGCGCAGACUGUGGAGCAGUAGAUCCUUCUUGGGCAUCCAUUAACAGAGGUAUUUUAUUAUGUGAUGAAUGCUGCAGUAUUCAUAGGAGUUUAGGGCGUCACAUUUCUCAAGUGAAAUCUUUAAAAAAAGGAACAUGGAGUCCUACACUUCUUCAAAUGGUUCACACUCUAAACAACAAUGGUGUAAACAGUAUUUGGGAGCAUUCCCUACUAGAUCCUUCAAAUUCAAAAUCUGGACGCCGAAAACCCCAACCCAAGGACCCUGUACACCCAACUAAAGCAGAUUUUAUACGUGCAAAACAUCAAAUGCUAUCUUUUGUAUUUCGACCAGGGAAAGAUGACACUUUGCUUUUGGAAGAUGAUUUGAGUCGACAGUUACAUUCGAGUGUUCGAACUGCAAAUUUGGAAACUAGUCUUCGUUUGUUAUCGCAAGGAGCAGAUCCAAACUAUUUCCAUGAGGAAAAAGGAACCACUCCAUUACAUGUGGCAGCCAAAGCAGGUCAAAUGUCACAAAUGGAAUUGUUGGUUGUCUAUGGUGCUGACCCUGGCUCUGUGGACAGUAACGGCAAAACUCCUGUGGAAUAUGCAAGGACUGCAGGCCAUAAGGAUCUUGCUGAUAGAUUGGUAGAAUGUAUGUAUGAGCUUACAGAUAGAUUGGCAUUUUAUUUAUGCUUCCGCAAACCUGAUCAUUUAAAUGGGCAACACUACAUCAUUCCUGAAGUGUCUGACAGUGUAGAACAUACAGACUUAGCCAAAGCAGCCAGAAGAAAAUUGCAACAGUUGCCCAAUCAUCUUUUUGAAGAAUUAGCUAUGGAUGUUUACGAUGAAGUUGAUAGACGUGAGACUGAAGCAAUUUGGUUGUCUAUGCAGCAGUCAGCAAGUUCAUUACCCAUUGAUCAUUGCGCGGUACCGUUUCUUCCUGUUAACCCAGAAUUUUCUUCAACUCGUAAUCAAGGUCGUCAGAAAUUAGCACGUUUUAAUGCAAGAGAAUUUGCAAUGUUGAUAAUUGAUAUCUUAUCAGAUGCAAAAAGAAGACAGUCCCCAACAACAACAUCACUUAUUCUACCUCAUGAAGCAAAGGAAGGUCUUCACUCCAAACUUUCAAAAUCAGCUUUGACACCCAUCAAUAAUACUGCGGUUUUGAAAAGAAAAUCUGAAAUUUCUGAUGAUGAGCCUCUGUAUGACAGUGUAGCUUCUGAUGAAGAUUAUCUGACUGCAGAGCAAAUAGCAGCCCUAUCUCAAAGGUUAUCAGAAGAUAACCCAGAUAAAGGAGAAAAUAAGGGAUUGUUCUCUGAAAAAACAAAUGGUUCUUCUAGUAACUUGGCAGAGACAAUGUUGUCCACCAGUUCAACAUCAAUGGAAGAAAAUCUCAGGAAACAGCUUGCACUUUCAGAAAGUAGGAUGGAUGAAAUGAAAGCUGAGAUUCGAGAGUUACAAAAAACAUUUCCUACCUCAACAUCUCCAAUAUCAAAUGGUCAUGAGACAGCAGUUGAAACAGAAACAGAACCUGUAUUAGAUGUGAGGUCAUCGCGAACUCCUAAUCAGCGCCCUGCUUCAAUGUAUGAACCUCGAGAGGGAUUGCUUCAUCGUUCUAGUAAUCUUCAUUGUGUUUCCUCUGGUGGAAACAUAGCAACUAAGUGGGAUAAGACUAAAAAGGAUGGAAAUGCUAGUGAAUACGAUAGCCCAAGUUCUUUGGUAAGACCAGUAAUGACUCAGAGCAUGUACCAAGGUUCUAAUUCAAAUGCAGAAGCUUUAUCAAGAGGUUGCAACUCCAGUGCUGGCAUGCCUCUCUCAGAAGAAGUGGUUCGACGCACUGAUCAAGUUACAAAGCGCAUCCAAGAAUUGUGGGCUUCCAUGCAGGAACUAGAUAGACGCGAUGCAUUUGUUCCUUGUGCAGAAAGAAUUCGGGUUGCUGUGGCAGAACUUACAGCAAUAUUUCCUCAGAAUCCACCUGAUGAACACAUUCGAAUAGCCUUGCGACAACUCAACAGCAACACAGGUCGUCUUCAAACUGAAUGUGCAGGGUUGCAGAGAUGUAUGGCAGAUGUCUCUCAGAUUGCUGAGAGGGCUUUCUUUCUACAACAAGUGCGCUCCUGUGCUUAUGAUAUUGCUAAAGCAACCAAACAACUUCUUGCACGGCAUUCUCAUAUCUUGCAGAGAGAGUAAAAACAUCUUGUGAAAACUGGUCAUGUAAGUAGUACUUGGUGUGCACAUCAAGAGGUAGAAGUUUUUCAAGUCAAACGUGCGAACGCACCUGGAUGAGUUAAAGAACAGCUGUUAUUUUCAAAACUUAAAACAUUUACCUUUUUAUAUUGUAAACUUUACAGAUAUUGUUUAGGUUUGUGGAGUUUUCUAAAUGUUGUAUUUGGUUAUUGAAUAUACUCACUCUCUACUUUCAGAGAAGUGUAUUGUUUCUUGUUAUGCAUGUGUAUUUCCGUCAUUAGUGUAAUGCAUAUGAAUUCAAAUUGAUUGAGACUUUGUAAGUGUUUUUGAAUGUGUAAUUUAACAAGCAAUUCUCAGAUUUCCUCUGAUGUAAAAACUUCUUAUACUUACAGUAUUUAAUAAUAGGAAAUCUGUGAGGGUGUGGAAAAGCAGGAGAUCAUUGGUGCCUUCAAAACGUAUUGGCCGUUAUUGAAAAUUGUUUCUGGAAACAGAUUGCUUGGAUACAAGAUGAAUAACAUUAUAUGUUGCAUUUUCUAUUUCCAUUUGUUUAUUUUAUGACAACAAAUAUUUUUUGCAGUUUUUAUAUCCACACGUUUCAUGAAAGAAUAUUUAAUUCAUUACUUUGAAAUAAAAUAAAACUAACGGUGCUCAAUUCUUACUCAAUUCUGUUUCCAAAUUGUGAUUAGACCUAAGACUGUGUUCACGCCAAGUCUAGAGAUGUGUGAGUAAUUCAUGCUUUCAAUUCUACCUCUCUCAAAGGACCUAUUCUUUAAAAUGGCUUCUCGCUAUUGCAUCUUGCAAAUUAUAAUAUUUAAGAAUUGUGGAUUAUGUUACCUAAACCUUUGAUAAUUAAUACAAAAUUCUAUUUUCAAAAUAGUAAUUUAUGUAUUAUGUAAAAGUAAAAGUUAAUAUCCUAUUUCUGAACUACAUCAUACAUAAUACUUUUGAGUACAUAAUUCUCAUCGUGUUUUAGGAGAUGCGAAUUUGUAGCAGCUGAAAAUAAAUUUUGAGCAAAUUUGGUUUACAAAACUUUUUUUUACAAAACUAGGUUUGUUUAGAAACUCGCACAUCCCUAGCCAAGACUGCUGCAAUAUAAGUGGUGCUAGCGCAGGUUAAUAGGAAAUUUAUUUUUUUUAUAAAUGCAAUUCUUUGCAUAUGUUAUUGACCAUAUCUGAUCUACUUGUAUAUACAAACACUACACUCAUUUUAAAGUGAGUAUCUGUCAUCAGAUAUUUCAAAUUUGUUAUGCCCACUGCACAUCAAGAUGUUUUGGGUAAAAGUGCUCAUUUUACAGUGGUAGAAGUAUAACAUAUCAGUUAUUGAGACCAUCACAGAAAUUAUUGUUUUACAGAUGAAUUUUACUGUAUAUUCCAUUAGUGAAUUAUAUUUUGUAAGCACUAUAACUCACAUAGUGUAUAUUCCUUUAUGGGAAAUUUCAUUUGUCCUGAAUGUAUCCACUUUAGAAAAUAUUCUAGUUUUAUAUAAACUUAACUGAAUGUAUUUGAGAAGUAAGAUGAAUUCUCAUACAUUUUACUCCAGUAAGUCAAAUUUGUAUUUUCCUGUUAUUAUCAGUUUUGUUUAUUGUUAUGCAUCAUUGUUUUCACUAAGAAGUUUUUCAGUUUUCAUGAUUUCAUUUACAAUACAGAAAUUAUGAAAGCUGAAACUCUGUAUGUUAGAUCAAACCUUAAGCAAGUAUUGUUUACUUGUGGAAAGAUUCUUUCAGUUCACAAGCAGGUCUGUUUUAAAUAUUAUAUAUGAAACAUUCACAAAUAAAUGAAUAUUUUUACAGCAAUUCAUGUGGAAUUGCACUUCAUUUUCUUAAAGAGUAUCAUUUUGCUGUAUGAAUUUUGAAAUCUUUUGUAGUAAUUAUAAAAGCUUUAAAUGUUUACAUUACUGCUACAAUAUUGUACUAAUUUAGUGAAAAGAAAGAACUUACAGUGUAAUUUUAAACUUUGGCAAUGUGUCGAUUUCUUAAGUAACUAUUCAAGUAUUACACCUUUGUUUUUUUAAACAUUUGUGUUUUCAAAUUUGCAUAAAUUUGUUUAUUUAAAAUAUACUUUUAAAUUAGUAUGAAUUAUUAUGAAUCGAUGCCAUUAAAAUUUGUAUUAGCCUCUUUUCCUUCUUACUAGAUGUUUGGGCUAAUAUAUUCCCGUAGAAGCUGCUGAUUUUGGCUGUUAUUUAUAAUUAAAAAUUUCUACAUUAAGUUUCAUUAGAGCUGUUGCUAUAGUUGAAAAUAGAAUGCAUGAUUAUUAGACCCAAAUUACUUUAUUUGUUCUGAGUAGUUUAGAAAAUAUUUUAGUUUUGAAGUCGAAAUAUAUAAAAAUAUUCACACAUGCCUAGAAGUAUACUACAACCACAAAUCUAUUUUUUAUAAAUGAAAACUUCUAGAUCAUUGAACAUGUUGCAGUUCUAUAUAGGUCAGUUUAUUUUUGGAUGAUUUAAGAUAAAACAUUAUUCUAUAAAGUAGUAGUAACAUACAACAUACAUGUGUUUUUACUACCUAAGAGCAUAAACACAUUUGUUAUUUCCUGUUCAAAAAACAUCUAAAAUGAAGUUAUAAUUUUCUUUUUCCCUGAAACAGGCUUGUUUCAAAAAUUGUUAAUUAUAAUAUUAGGAAUCUGUAUUGCAUUUGAAGACUUCAAUUGCUGCAUUAAUUGUUGGGUGCAUCUUGCAAAUAGAUGUAUUAUAGAAAUAUUUGCUGUUAUGGUGACAUUUAAUUCUUGAUGUGAUGAAAAAAUUUAUCUCAUUUUAGAUGUUGAAAUUAGACAGCUAUAAAUUCCAGUUACUGAAAGUAUAAGAGUCUUCGAUAAAGUGUUAAAUAAAAUAUUAAUUAACGAAUUGUUGAGAAUCAGAUUGUGAUAUUUGGCACAUGUACGAUUCCCUGUUCUCAGAUAGCUUUACAAUUCUAAACACAAACCCAAAUUUUUUGUUAUAAGUUAGCUGAGACCAGAGUAAAAGCAUUUGAAACAUAUACCACAUUUUGAAGUAUUAAAACAAAUGUAAUCCAAAUGUCAGGUUACAAUAUGAGAUAUGUAUGGUAGUUGUUGGUAUUGUACAAUGCAAUUAACAAUUAGAUUUUUUACCAUAGAUUCAAUUAUGUAAAUAUAUGCAUGUGCAUUAAAAUAGUUUUCUUUGUAGCAAAAAUUUCUAUAGGUAUCUCAAACUUUGUAGUUGUGUCAUUAAGGCAGCUAUGACUUUUCAUUAAUUUUAAGAAAAUGUUGCCAUUUGCUGUAUGAAAUUAGAAAUUUAAGUACAUCUUAAUUUGUGUGAAUGUCAUUAACAAAUACAAAUUACCACAGUAAUUAUCUAAUAGUGAAGUAUGUAAAUAUAUAUAUUGUGUUGUUUGUUGUUUUAUAGUGUAAGUUGAUAUUCUGCCUUUCUGUCAUGUUUUGCCUCAGAUUGUAAAUAGUGUCCUUUCCAGUUUGUAGGGUUAAAUAUUAUGAAUUUAACCACAAGUUUGGUGUAGCAUUCUUUGUAAUUUGAAUGCAAAAAGACUGAAAUGAUACUGUAGUUCUGGUUGCUCAAUUCUUUUCUUGUUUCCAUUUUCAACAUUUAUGGUGUGUUAAAAGGCUUAAUCUGACUUAUAAUUCAGAAGGAGCCUCUGAUUAAUUUAAUAAAUAUAAUGCUUGAUUUAAUUUUUUCCCCUUUAUUGAUACAAAGAUUGUUAUUCACAGAGGUUAGGUUAAGUCAGAUUAUAUUAAAAACUCGCCUCUGUAGAAAGUAUUCAUUGUACUGAAUUUUACAUAAUUAUGUUAUUCAGUAUAUUUCUUUUGUUGCAAUUAUAUUCUUCAUAACAGAUAACUGUAUAGCUUUAUGAACACUUACCCUUUCUAUCCAUUAGCAGUAUUCCUUUGUAUCCCUAAAUGUGCAUGCCACUUAAAUUAGUAUCUUAUAAAAUAAAAAUUUUAUGUAUGCAUGGAUCGUGAUAAAUUACAGUAGCUAUUUUAUUUCAUGGAAAUUUAAAUUAUAACGAUGGAGGUUGUGUGUUUAUGAUAUUCAGUUCUUCUUGCUCAUUUCGAUCUCUCAAUCCACCCAAUACAUUCACUAAGAAGUUAUUAAAUUCCACUCUUAAUCGAUUUCCAUUUUCUUCAACAUUUGUUGCCACCUGCAUAACUCUAGAAAAUGUACUUGACAAUUUUGCAGCAGGUUUUCCAUCUUUUUCACUUUUGCUGACAGCUAAGACAAGACUGUGUUUAGAUGUUAAAUCUGUCUGAGUAACAUAGUAAUUGUACAGCAGUUCCAGUUCUCUUGCAUGAUCUGCUACAAUUGGAUUGUAAACAAACACUACACCUUGAGUAUCACGUUGAAAUGCUGGCCAACAUGUUUCGAAUCUGCACAAGUUCAUGAAAACAUAUAAUAAAACAGAACUAAACAAUGUACAUAAAUACAUACAAUCCCUACAUACUUGUGAUCACCACUACAGUCCCAUAAUUCAAUUUCUGCUUUCACAUGCUUGUUAUUUACAUUCAGACUCUGUACUUCAAAUUCUAAUAUUCGGACGCCUUGUGUAGGAUGAUAAUCUCCUCCCAAAUUUUCUGUGGCAUCUGACAGAAAAUUCGCGACUGUUGUCUUUCCGCAAGCACAUGGUCCAACCAACAGAAUUUUUAAUUUGUGCAUUUCCUUAGACAUUUGGAAAGAAUAUUU